GGACGCUGAUACAGGGGCAAGAGUUGGUGAGCAGAUAUUUCUGGAUUAUCUCUACCUGCUGCCAGCGAUCCUCAUCAACCAUCAAAAUGCGAUCUCAAAACAUUAUUGCGUAUUUAGAAGGCCACUGGGAAGGAAUCCCACUUGGCGGCCUCUGCGAACGUCAGUAUGGAAAGGACCAGCUUGUGACCUACGAUCUCGACUCGAAAACAGCCCGCAAGCUGUGCGAGUACUUCGAGACCGAAGAGUAUAAGAUACACCCACCGACACCCGGAUUCCACGGCCAGCAGAAAGCGGCGCUUUGUGAACUCAUUGUUUUGAAGGAAGCUGCGACGUGGCUUAUGAUCCGAGCCGAGGCGGCAAAAGCGAGGGCCAAGCCAGUGACAGUUUUGGAAAGCGAUGCUUAUCGCGGGUUCGACAACAAGUUCACGAGCGAUGGCUUGACUUGGAUGCAAGCGGAAUCGGAAGCGAUGGAACGUGAAAUGAUGGGAAGGGCAGAAAAGCUGACUGCAGGAGAUUCAUCGGCCCAGCUGGAACGUUCGAUCGCCGAUUCCUGCACUGGCUCGAUCUUGACCGACCACAAGCCGAUUGACGGACUAAAACGCCACGACUCUUUCUUUGGUGACGACGGAGAUGUUGACCCUUUAGAGAGUACUACUCAGCGCGGCGGUUCGACUUUGACGGCAUAUUGAUCCCGAUAGUCUAUCUGUCUGGGGAUGAUUGCAACCAAAAGAUCCCUGAUGCGAACUUGAAUUGCCUGUACUGCAUCCCAACCGACUUGUGGCCGCUUCCCACACUGCCAUCUUCCCUGUUAUCAAUCUUGGAGCAGUACCAUGCCAUAUAUUGUAAUGCGAUACGAUGUGAAUGUUGUGCGUAUGUCGAUACGAUCGAUACGAUUGGAUAUCCUCCCCAUGACAUGCUGGUUCAAGAGGUGAAGUGUUGAUACAGAAUUUACAGACCAGCGAUAUCCGGUCCUCUCCUUGCCUUUCCCCGCCUAUACGACCUGCACGUGAGCAUAACAUGGGAUCCUAUUAGCUCCUCAUUCGAUUCAGUCCCCUUGUACAGUGGAACAGAGGAAGAAGAGAAGACCAAGCCCUAGCUGUCACUCACCUUUCCAGCCAAACUCAAGAU
Messenger RNA from Filobasidium floriforme, 1128 nucleotides. RefSeq lists its product as uncharacterized. The transcript has a single exon. The record is from RefSeq and is a predicted model, not a curated record. Bases 87 to 689 code for a protein of 200 amino acids. Lineage: Eukaryota; Fungi; Basidiomycota; Tremellomycetes; Filobasidiales; Filobasidiaceae.